Messenger RNA from Macrobrachium nipponense, 1093 nucleotides. RefSeq lists its product as uncharacterized. Gene Ontology annotation, cellular component: extracellular region. The transcript has 3 exons. Lineage: Eukaryota; Metazoa; Arthropoda; Malacostraca; Decapoda; Palaemonidae. The coding region runs from base 154 to 954 and encodes 266 amino acids. Gene Ontology annotation, molecular function: peptidase inhibitor activity. The record is from RefSeq and is a predicted model, not a curated record.
CGUUAGAGAACCAAGACAACUCUCCUGGUGGGCGGGACCUUUCCCUUACCUGGGUAUAAAGAAAACGGAGACCUGAGCCUAGAAACAGAAGACUACCUGACCUGACUCGUCCAAGUUCAAGAGGAGAGAGAAAAAUCGACAAAACAAAACAGAAUGCAGUUCGUAAUGAUCGUGUUGGUUACUGCCCUGUUGGUGGCGAGUGUCAACUCCUAUCGACCAUCGUUCAAUCCUAUCAAUUUUGGAGGUGCAGCGUAUGACUCUGCUUAUCGCACUGGUGCCUUUCCACACAGGAGAUACUAUGGAGGCCACUUAGGCAGACCAACCUAUGGGAACUUUGGUAGCCAAUAUCCUAGACCGUCUUAUGGACAGUUUGGAAGCCCUUAUGUUCCAAAUGGACCCGUGAAUGGACAACCUCAAGGAUUCUUCCCAGGUGGCGAACCCAUUCAUACGCAAGGAUUUGUACAACCUAGUGUCCACCCAGCGGGAAUUCCUUCGGUGCCUUCUUCAGGACCCGUGAGUCACCCAGCACUGGGUCAGAAACCUAUUCAUGCGCAGGGAGGGAACGUGCAACCUGUAGCUUCAGGAAUUGCAGAUGUCCCUCUUAAAGGAGGAAAUACAGCUGGUCCCAUUCAUGGCCAAGUGGCAGGUGGAGUACCGUCUGUGGAGAAACAACCCGAAGGUAUUCCCGCAGGUUUUACCCCAUCAUUGACCGAAACUGCUGUCAAACCCAACUGCAAAUUAUUUACGAAAGAUCCAAAUGGAAAAUAUAUUUGCGACAACGCCCAAGUUCCAGAAUCUCCAGUUGCCUUUCAGUGCCCCGCAGUUACGCCCAUUUGCCCCAAGCUCGGGGAAAGAAUAACGCCACAGCAAUGCGAAAGUGACACUGAUUGUGGAGGUUUUGGCCGAUGCUGCCGUGAUGCAUGCUACGAAAACUCCAUCUGCAAAGCAGCCUAAUAACUCCUUCAGAUUCCAGUUCGCAAAUUUCCAUUCAUGUCAUUUGCAUUAUCAACUCUGUCAUUUAUUUUUUUCAUACAAAAUUCUGUUACAUGUGUUUAUCGUACCAUCAUUUUGUAAAUAAAACUCAUUAUCAUUA